This is a messenger RNA of Schistosoma bovis, 3200 nucleotides long. The record is from the annotation of a GenBank genome assembly. NCBI's taxonomy places the organism in Eukaryota, Metazoa, Platyhelminthes, Trematoda, Strigeidida, Schistosomatidae.
AAUUGUUAUGUAGAUACAAAAACAUGUGUACAUGUGCGUAUGUGCGUCCAGGCAUGCGUACGUAGGUACGUACGUGUGUGUGUGUGCGUGCAUACAUACAUAUGCAUUUGUGUACUUUUGUAAACAUACUAACAAUUAAUUUUAUUAUAAAUAGUCUUCUAUUCAUAGAACACUUCUUCUUCAUUACAUUGCUUAAACUUGUUGCUAACUGCCCCCCUCCUCAAAAAAAGAAAAAAAAAGAGAAACAUGCAGUUUAUUGUAGAAACUCACUAAAUUGUUCUUUUUUUUAAAUUUUAAUUUGACCACAUUACAUAAUCACUUAGAAGAUAAUCACUGACGUGACUGUAUUAUCUAUAUCUAUAUCUCUAUAUACAUAAAAGAUAGUGACAAUAUUGUUCAAUGAAUCAAAAUAUCAUCUUAUUAUUAUUAUCCAUUAUAAUCUAUUAUCAUUUAUUUGUUGAUUUCACUUAUGGUAUAAAAAGUCAUAUAUGCAGCAAAUACAAUGGACAACCGGUGUGUUGUCCAGGUUGGAGAAAUGGUAUUGGAGCACCAUGUAUAAUACCUGUUUGUGCCGGUAAUUGUGGUGAACGUGGUGAAUGUAUCAAACCAAACACUUGUAUUUGUUCUGAUCGACGUCUUCGUUUCAGUUGUAAAGAAGAGGAUAUUGAUGAAGAAUCAGAUACAAUGCAACUUGAUCAAGCUGAAAAUCAAUGUCCGGAUAAUUGUAAUGAACAUGGAAAAUGUGAAAAUGGAGCAUGUAUUUGUCGAACAGGAUAUAGUGGAUUAAAAUGUGAAAUUAAACUAACAGGUGCUUGUUACAUAUCAUUGAAACGUGGAUUAUGUGUUAAUCCAAUGCAAUAUAGAAUAUCUCAAUAUGAUUAUGAAGCUAUUCCAUUAACUCAUGAAGUAUGUUGUAAUGCAUUAGGAAUUGCAUGGGGUGAACCAUGUCAAAUUUGUCAAAGUACACAUUGUGGAAAAGGAUAUGAACAAAUUGAUGGAGUAUGUAAAGAUAUUAAUGAAUGUGAAGUGGAUGGAGUUUGUCAACGAGGUCAGUGUAUCAAUGAAGAAGGAUCAUACAAAUGUAAUUGCCCAGAAAAUACACAUUUUGAUAAAUCAACGUUAGAUUGUGUUUACACAUUAAAAAUGCCAUGUGAGUUAGAUCCUCACAGAUGUCAUAAUGGAGGAAAAUGUAUAGAUCUACCAAGUGGUGAUUACAAGUGUAUAUGUCCGUGGGGAACUAGAACUUCACAAGAUAGAAAAUCCUGCAUAGAAGAUAAAGAAUUUCAUUUUGAUAUAUGUCAAUUAUAUAAAUCAUCUGUAUGUAAAAAUGGUCAAUGUAUACCACGUGGGAAUACAUAUGAAUGUAUAUGUAAUGAAGGUUUUGAACCGUCAGAAGAUCGUAAAACAUGUCAAUAUAAAGUUGAUAUUUGUUCUGUUCAUCGAGGAUAUUUAUGUACUAAUGGACAUUGUAUACCAGCUGGUCGUGAUUUCUUUUGUGAAUGUAAUCCCGGUUUCACUUUAUCCUAUGAUCGUAGAAGAUGUAUGAGUAAAUGUGAAGAAUUAGGACCAAGUAUUUGUCCAAAUGGUUAUUGUAUUGCUUUGUCAAAUGGUGAUUAUGAAUGUCAAUGUGAAUUAGGUUAUCAAAGUACAUCGGAUCAUAAAAAAUGUAUCAUGCAAAUGAAAGAACCUAAUUCGAAUGUACAUUUUACAAAAUCUGUUCAAUAUUACAAAAAUAGUUACUAUGGUAAUAAAGAAAAUGAACCUUAUGAAAAUCCAAUAGAAAUGAACAAACCACAAAUUGAUCAUUCUGAAGUUGAUGAUGAAAAGUCAUAUAACUGGUGGCAAAGUGACAGUUUAUCAAAGAAACAACAUAAAUCCUAUUCACAGUAUAAACAACAAGACUCAUCAGAUGUAUUAUAUAAAAAACCUAAACUAUUGCAUUUACGCGGAACAAGUCUUCGAUCAACACCAUGUGGUCAAGAUGAUAUUGUAAAGAAAUGCAAUGGAGGAAUUUGUUUAAAUCUUGGUGGUGAUGGAUAUAUUUGUGAAUGUCUACCUGGAUAUUUAGCAAUCAAUGGAGGGCGUGCCUGUGUAAAACAUAAAGAAGGAGCAGACAGUGUAUUGCAAAAUGAUGAAAGUGUUGAAGAUAUCAGAAAAUCUUUUCAUCCAGUAAACAUUAAACAAUAUAAUUAUAUAAACCAUUUACAGAAAGAUUCCUAUACACAAUUAUAUAAAUAUCAAUCACCAUGUAGUCGGAAUGAUGUGCUAAACAAAUGUGAAUGGGGUACAUGUUUGAAUCUUGGUAGAAAUUCUUAUAAAUGUGAUUGUUUACCAGAAUAUCAAUUUACACAAACAGAAGGUUGUAUUCGUAAGAUUCAUAAAGAUUCUUCACAAUUACAAAAUAAAUCAACAUCAUUACAUAAUACAACAAUUUUUUAAUACAAUUCUAUGGAUUCAUUAAAUAAGUUAGUAUAUUUUCAAUUAAUAUAUAUAUAUAUAUAUAUCAAACUAGCUAAUAAUCAAUAAGUCAUACAAUUAGCUUUCUUCACUAUUUGAACAUGCAUGAACAUUCACAAAUGUAAAUUACUUCAAAACAUUGAAAUUAGCUAUUUUACAAAUAUGGUAGAAAUAUUAACAAUUUAAUGAUCCUCUUAAUAUAGAAUAUUUGGCCAACAUUAGGAUUAUGCGAUAUGCAUAAUUACAACAACAACAUAAAAACAUCGAAUCAAAUUCUUCUCUUUUUUCUUCAUAUGGAUAUCAUCGUUGAUUCAUUUAAAGAAUUUUCACUAGAUAUAUAUUAUAAUCAAUUUCAUAUCUGAUAUCAAAUAUUUGCAUGAAAAAUUUUAAUAGAGAAUUAUUUAUUUUGAAAUUCCUUUUCUUUUCUGACAUCAUUUUGACAAGUACCGCCCCCCCCCCAACAACAACAAAACACACACACACCACCACCACCACGAUCACUAUCUGUAAAACUUUAUAGUUCACAGGAAAGAAAAAUGAACAACUUGAAAUCAUAUCCUUUGUUCAUGGUAAUACUCAUCUUAUUUUAUCACUGUCUGUAUGUGUGUGUGUCAGUUAUUCCUAUUUAAACAACAUAAUAUUUAUUUAAUCAAAAAUAUUUACAAAUUUAUCAUCAUUAGAAAUGUGUUUAAAAGUCAAUUGUCUAUUUCAUAUACAUAUAUAUAAUGGUUUGAAUUAUUUUG